AAAUCGACUCCUAACGCUGACGUCUACUUCUGCAGCAAAAUGGCGUCGUUGACAGCAGUCAUGCAGACGAACCAAUCUGGUUCUUUAAUAUCGUCCAAAAAACGGACCGGAAUGAUGACCCAAAAGAGGUUCAGACUUUUGGACAACAAUAUCCUUUUGCUCCUUUCGUUAGCAUCCAUGUUGCAUUGUGCUCUGGCUGACGGUAAAACGUUGGUUCUCCUGGACAACUUCAACAUCAGAGACACCCAUUCAAUCUUCUUCCGCAGUCUGGCAGAUCGUGGCUUUGACAUCACAUUCAAGACGGCUGACGAUCCCUCCCUGUCUCUGAUCAAAUAUGGCCAGUUCCUGUAUGACCAUUUGGUCAUCUUCUCGCCAUCAGUUGAGGACUUUGGAGGAAACAUAAACGUUGAGACAAUUACAGCCUUCAUUGAUGGUGGAGGCAACGUCCUAGUUGCUGCUAAUUCAGACAUUGGUGACCCUCUGAGGGAGCUGGGCAGCGAGUGUGGCAUCGAGUUUGAUGAAGAAAAAACUGCCAUCAUCGACCAUCACAACUACGACGUGUCUGACUCCGGAGAGCACACCCUGAUUGUUGCUGAUCCAGAGAACCUGAUGAAAGCUCCAACUAUUGUCGGCAACCCCACCAACAGACCUGUUUUAUUCAAAGGUGUUGGCAUGGUGGCAGACCCAGAGAACCCUCUUGUCCUGGACAUCCUGACCGGAUCGUCUACUUCCUACUCCUUUUUCCCUGACAAACCCAUCUCUCAGUACCCCCAUGCUGUUGGUAAGAACACCCUCAUGGUCGCCGGCCUUCAGGCCAGGAACAAUGCCAGGGUGGUUUUCAGCGGCUCUAUGGAUUUCUUCAGUGAUGCCUUCUUCAACUCUGCUGUGCAGAAGGCCACGCCCGGCUCCCCGAGGCACGAGCAGACGGGGAACAUGGAGCUGGCCGAGGCUCUGUCUCGCUGGGUGUUCAAGGAGGCCGGAGUCCUCAGGGUGGGAGCUGUCACACAUCAUCCUGUUGGAGAGAGGAAUCCCCCUGCAGCAUACACAAUCACUGACCUUGUGGAGUACAGCAUUGUCAUCGAGAUGUUGGUCCAGGGCCGCUGGGUUCCCUUCAACGGAGAAGAUAUUCAGCUCGAGUUUGUGAGGAUCGAUCCUUUCGUCAGGACUUAUCUCAAGAAAAAAGGAGAUAAAUAUAGUGUCCAGUUCAAGCUGCCCGAUGUGUACGGAGUCUUCCAGUUCAAGGUGGACUACAACCGACUGGGAUACACACAUCUCUACUCCUCCACUCAGGUAUCAGUGCGUCCCCUGCAGCACACUCAGUACGAGCGCUUCAUCCCCUCAGCCUUCCCAUACUACGCCAGCGUCUUCUCCAUGAUGGCAGGACUUUUUGUCUUCAGCAUAGUCUUCCUGCACAUGAAAGAGAAGGAGAAGUCAGACUAAUGCAGACAGACAACCAGGAAGGGGAAACAAGAUUAUAAGAAUUGUACUGUGAAGAGUUGAAAUUGAAUGUCUUGGAUCUUCACGUAGGGACUUGGACUGCAGUCCUCUGGAAAAAAUACAGUUUCUGUUCGGUUAUUGGGUUACUCAACUAAUCAGGGGCUGGAGGCCAAAAGGGGGGUGACUGAUGCAGAGGUUGGGGAUGUUUUUUUGUUUUUUUUGUACUCGGAAAUCACUUAAAGGCCGAUAAAUAUCUUGAAGUCAGUCAGUGUUUGUAUAAAGUUGCUUUACAUUUGAUACAAUUAUCUCCUAAGUAGAGCACUUGCCCUGGAACACGAAAGAAAUCCAUAUAAAAAAAUUGACCCAUAUGUUCUUAAUCUGGAAAGUUUAUUGUGGUAACUACAUGCACUGAAUAUGCCAACUGUUGAUUUGUUUUUUGAUAAGUGUUUCCAAAAAAAUGGAGUCAUCUUAACAAUAAAAUAUUGACAUUCCACUCA
Messenger RNA from Cottoperca gobio, 1934 nucleotides. It is a transcript of the gene ddost, whose product is annotated as dolichyl-diphosphooligosaccharide--protein glycosyltransferase subunit (non-catalytic). NCBI's taxonomy places the organism in Eukaryota, Metazoa, Chordata, Actinopteri, Perciformes, Bovichtidae. The transcript is spliced from 11 exons. Gene Ontology annotation, cellular component: endoplasmic reticulum membrane; oligosaccharyltransferase complex. The coding region runs from base 40 to 1440 and encodes 466 amino acids. The record is from RefSeq and is a predicted model, not a curated record.